GUGCUUUCCGCCUGCUCUUGUCAUCGUGAAGUACAUCAAGGCAAUGACAGUCACCCUGUUGCUCUCCCGCCGAGCACGCAACAUAUUCUCGCCUAGGUACCCGACUACUUAUUUUCAAUUUCGCGCUACAUACUGCCAGCCACCAAACCACCAGAGGUUCGACUGCACUGAGUGAGUCACUGGCGAUUUGACAUCGUCGACGUACUAGCUUCCCGACGAGAGUAGCUCGAUGGCAAAUCCGCCCUCGAUUCCAGCCGAACAACCACAAUGAAUGAAUCCAGGAACCCGGAAGCGGCAGCAACACCCACGUGAAAAGCCACCAGCACGCCACCCAUGGAAGUUGCCACGCGACCGACACUGCAAAAAGACCACCCGCCCACCCACAUUCCCGCAACGCGAUGGAAGUGGGCAUCCCUCGCGACGCCAAUCGCACACUCGGACCACACCUUGCACAGUACCAUGGCGGGAUGGCAGGCACCCCCAAACAUGCCCGCGGAGAAAGUGGCUUCAACAUCGCUUCGCCGGUUGCACCAGCGCGUGCCAAAAUCCCAGGGUCUCUGAUGCCGAAUCGAAGCUGUGCCGAGGGACGGGACGUCUGGGCCUGACAACCAGGAAUCCAGACAGCGCUGGUGGCCCGGGCCCAACGAUGAGAUGCUCUCGCCAGCUCUCCCUCGUCUGCUCUCAAUUCCCCAGCCGAGCGCAUCGCAGCACGGGUGCUCGAAAAGAGGGGAAAUUGCAGCUUGGCCUAGACACACAUAUCCAACAUGUGGACAGGUCCGUCGACGCCCGGCCUCUUCAAUCGGGACCAUCCCGAGGCCCCCCGGCCUUGACUUCAAGCGAAGACAGGACAACAAAGUGUGUGUAGUGCGACGACUCGACAGCAACGAACCAGCAAAGAACUGUGCGCCAAUGCUCCCUGAGACCUUGGGGGCGCCGUAACAUACGACGACGACAGCUGCGGCAAUGUUUUCUCCAUCCGGCUCUGGAAAGACGGCCGGUCCGAGUGGACACCAAGCAAAGCCGCCCUCCCAAGAAGCUUGCGGUCGUUCCAGAGGGCUCAUGAGGAACACGAACGAUACACACACCGACAAGGGCGUGUAUGUCUCGCAUUGUCUUCCUUCCCUUGCUUCUGGAAUGUCCCAUAAAUGCCAUCAAAGUUUUCCGCUGUUGCUCCGCACGACUGGCAUUAGCAUCGAGCUUCGGGCAGCGAGCACCCCCCGCGACGAAAGCUACGACUGGCGUCUUUUGUUUAGGGGGGCGUCCAGUAGGGAUGUCCUUUCGGAAGGGACAGAGCCGACUCAUACAGAUAACAGACGCUCGCUCUGGUUGUCCUAAGCUCAGUGGCCCUUACCCUUCUCAGGAUGCCCCCAGUUUGCCUGUUUCGACUUUGGACCCAAAAUAGACGUUCCCAAAGUACCCCUCAAUCCCCAACCUUAUUUUCCUUUCCCUGCUUCAUUUGUUCUUUUGUACAUUCUCGUCUGUGCCAGAAAUCAGACACACCUCGUAUGUCUCUGGAUGUCUUUGGUAGGCUUGGUCGAGGCAACAGACGAGAAGCGAAAGGUCAAAAAUAAGCUAUUUGGAUCCUAUCCAUCUGUUGCAGUGCACGGCGUUCUUCCCAGAUUUUUGGGGAUUGUCUCACCUCCAACGACAUGCAGAGGUCAGCGCCGGCACUCGGCUGAUGGGGUGCUUUGUUUUUAGUGGACAAUCACCCCUGGGUCCUGUCGGACUCGAGACACGCUGGACAGGCUGUGACGCCCCCAGCUUGGCGUCGACGGCAAAACGCCCCUGGCUUGGCUCAUGUGGCCAUCUCUUUUCCAGGUUCACGUGUUUCCUUUUUGUCUUGUCUUAGAGUGAAGUCACUACCAAGUAAGUCUCCGUGUCUGCGAACUUCGAAGUACAGGUACACCGAGCCAAGGACCCGGGACCACCGAAGAAGGAGACGAAGAAAAAGUUCGCAGGGAAAGAGAGGUAGGCGGUGCCCUCUGUGUCACGUACCCCAAAAGCCAGUUCAGACAACUAGCCUGGCAUCUAUCCUGUGUAUGUUUUUUUUUUUGUCUCCUUCUCGUCUUUCGGCGCCACACAGGGACCCAGGACUGAAUACGUUUCCCCCUCUCCCGCGCCCACGUCGUGGGGAGGUCGUCGUCCCAUGUUACCCAAUAUGCUACCACUACGCCAUGGCCAUCGGCAGGUUCCACCUCUCAUACCCCCUCCCCGAUACCUAGUCUCUGUAAGGAGUAUACUGUGUACUGUGCACUACGAGCGAAAGCUGCACUGGCCCUGAGGCGUGCGUCGUGCAGAGUUCAGUAGGUACAUACCUACAUUGGUACUGGCCUAGUCACCCCUGUGCCUGAGUGCAGUUCCCUUCUUCCUGUCUACACCACCCACACGCUAAAAACCAGUGCUGUCUUUUGCCAGGUCGCCCGCCUCCAGCUCAUCUCAACACACCCUCAAUCGAUCCCAUCGCCUUACCCUCCAUCACCAUCACCUGCCAAAUCUUCUUCCUUGCAGAAUCGUCCUUCUACAAAUUCUGGCAAUCAGGGUCGCCUAGAAGCUUUAAUCAAUCUUGGCCGCAUAUUAUUUCUCCGCAUCCUCCUCGUUUCGACCAAGAUUGCACUGCCCGCACCGCAUCACCCUGCGCCGCGCGCAAUCUUCUGAACCAUAUACGGACGUGACGGAUACCGCACUACACACGCACGCAGCCUAGCCAGAGACACGCCCCCAUCGACAUUUAGCAUCCGUGCCGAAGAAAGUGACUUCCUCCACCAAACACCGACUCGCCCCUCCUCUUCUGCCGACUGGGACACGUUUUCCACAAUCAACGUCGUCGUCCCAAGCCUCCGCCCAGAACCGGCGCCACACGAGCAAAUUAGCCUUGGUCGGAAACUGUUCUGGCCCCAUCCGCUGGUGCCCGUCGCUGUCGUUCCACCCACGCACGUCUCCCGACACCCGAUUGACCGACGAACGUGGACUCGACUAACCACGUCCCAUCCCCGUCGCUCUCCCACCGCGCGACCUUCCGACACUAAUACUUGCUAGACUCGCCCAUCUCACUCCACCUCUUGCGCAUUGAUUUCAAAAGCUUCCACCCCUACUAUCCAUCCCCCCGUCGUCAACCGACUCUCGAACCAACGAUUCCCCCGCCGCUCCAUAUGUUCGAUGUCUCUGGCCGCCUCACCUAGCCCCCCCAAAUCCAGAGCCGAAUCAUGAGCGCGGCGACCACCACCUACAGGUCGACAUCAACAAUACUCUCCGCUAUAGUCUAGCACUGGAUGGAUCGCUUGCUCGACUAAGCCGCGCCCGCCUCCGCAACUUCGUCAACCUCCUCUUCUGUUUCAGUCGCUGCGAGUCCACUUGCAAUCGUCGCCGCAGAUGAUUUGGUAUCUGUUGUAUCCUUUGCGAGGAACGACGGAAGCUCCUGCCUUGAACCCGAACCACCCUCUCCGCCGAGCCUUCGCGCGGUACGGUCGAUACGCCGCGAGACACGUUGUAUCGACCCUAAUUAUCUCCGUCGCCGUCGCCGCCAUCCUCAUAUACCCCUUUCCGUACCUGUACACCUCGGAUUUGAGCAAUGGCGCCUCCAACCUCCCCCACCAUGUAUGGACUGCUGCGCAGCCACUCAAGGAAAACAGCACGGAGUCCGACGUCAUUAUGCGGUCCAUAUGGGUCCACGGCAGCUACAUGAAGGCUUUGGAUCGCGACAUCCUGCUCGGUGCUCUUGAACUGCAGGACGAACUGCUCGGGUCCACCAAAGAUUUCAGCCCGCGGCGGCCCGUCACGUCCCUUCGGGCCUACGACCCCCACGUAGAUCUCGCCCCUGGAGACCGGGAUGCUUUUCACGUCGUCAAUGGCCUUACCAAUCAGUCGUGGUUCUUCCACUCGCCCCUCCAGUACUGGGCCUGCUCCACGGAGCGCAUUUCCGCCGACGCGGACAUCGUUUCCACGGUCAACGCGAGGAAAACCCAGCCGACGUCGGUCAAUGUUACUCUCAGACAUUCCAUCGUCUUCAGUGGCAAGCGCUUCGAGGACAGAAAACUCUUGGCAGCCGAUGCCCUCGUCAUCACGCUGAUUCAUCUGCGUGAUUCGCCCGUCGGUCGUCAGUGGGAGAGAAAGGCCGAAGCACUCGCGACUCGGAUGAAGGACCAAUGGACCGCCUACCCGGCAGACGGAAAGAGCAUGUCCAGCCAGUUGUACGAGUUUCAGUUCAUGCCCAUAUCCGUGCAAGAUACGGUAAUUCUGGCGCUCGCGUACGGCCUCGCGGGCCUCUAUUUCCUUUAUAGCCUCUCUAAGCUGAGGGCUGUCAAAUCCAAGUUUGGCUUGAUAGUCACUGUCUUCGCACAGGUCGUCGUCUCAAUCAUGUCUAGCUUUACGGUCUGCGCCAUCUUUCGCGUCGACUUGUCUGGCAUUCCUCAGGCGGCGUAUCCCGUCGUGGUUCUCUCGAUGAGCCUCGAAAACAUAUUCAGACUCAUCAACGCCGUCAUUAUGACUCCUUCGGAGAGCAGCACGAGCAGUCGGAUCAGUCGCGCGUUCGGGGAAACAGCACAUGUUGCGUUGGCCAGCUCUACGCAGAACGUCCUCAUCUUGUGGGGCCUGUCCAAGAUUGUCUCGCCUGGCGUAUCCGCAUUCUGUACCUUUGUGGCCGUUGCCAUUCUCUUCGACUUCUUCUACUUGUCGACAUUUUUCCUGGCAGUCCUCAGCGUCGACGUACGGCGGACAGAGCUCGGUGACGCGCUUGCCAAGGCCUCGUUGAAGAACAACAGAUAUGGCCAGGAGCAGCCGCUGAAGAGGAGCUGGCUUGAGGCGAUGUUGCAAGGCAAGAUUGCUCUGUCAACACGCAUCGCCGGUACGGUCAUUAUGAUCACUUUUGUUCUCAUUGCACAGUGGCACUUUUUCGAGAAUGACACAUUCAUCCGACUCUUGCGGGGGCUUUUCAAGGUUUCCAGAGACACUGUCAGCUUCAGUCAGCCAAAGAAUUCGCUGCUAGUCGAUAUCCACCAAGCGCGAAGUCCGACAUCCUGGCUUCGCCUUCAAGAUCACGAAAGCGCGCGUGAGGUUAUCAACGUCAUUAAGCCGCGGUCCCAUAGUUACAUCGCUCGGGUAUACGACCCUCUGGUAUUCGUCCUUAACGGCGCGGACCGCACGCCCGUUGCGCCAGAGCGUCCCCUACUGCCGGCUCUGUACGACUUUAUCGACCAUCACCUGAAACACUUCCUCGUCACCGUGCUGUUUAUUCUCUCUGCCGUCCGUCUCCUCAUGAACUACCUGCUUUGGGGAGACGAUACUGAGUCGAGACGCAACGACGACAUGAGCGACCAACCACUCUUGGCGAUUGAAUCUCUCCCUGAAGCACACUCAUUGGAUGUCGUACUGAUGUCGUCCUCGUACGACGGGCACAUCAUCUCGGUUGGGCUGGACCGCGCAAUCCGGGUGUGGGAUGUCCGAUCGGGGGUAAGGGACUACUCGCUUGCUGACAUCGAGCCGCCGCCUGAAAACCCGUUCCCGGUUCUGGCAGUCGCCACGGACAAGAAAUCCAGCUGGUUGGCUUUGUUGUCAUCCAACAAGGUCUUCCUCUGGAACCUUGUCGAGCAUCGUUGGGGUCAUCCGGUUCCGGUUGAACUGAAUGGCCAGAAGCCUGAGGGCUUUUUUUUCGGUACUCCAACUUUUGACUUCGCCAGUCCGCUUGUCAUUGUCCGCCGAAACGGCUCCAUGACCCAGAUCGUCCCCGGCAUGAAGGAGCCGAUGGAGUUUACAAUUUGCAAGAGUCCCUUGAUCUCGGUCCGGCCGCUCGUGCAAAAGAUUGCGCCACAAGGCUCUUCGCAGCUGUCGAUACUGACAGCGUCAAGAAAGGGGUGCAUCCAUGUAGCAACCCAGCAAGGGAAUGAUACGUGGGAAUCACAGAGCCUCGACCUUCAUUUUAACGAAGAUCGAGAUGCCCAUCAGGUUGUACCGCUCUCGGCCCUCGGGUCGUUUUUGGUCGCCAGGUCCCAGACAGUGGAUCUCGUUGAUGCGAGGUCCAAAAAUCUCCUUCACACGUUCGAAACGGAGCCUAUCCAACCACGGUCGUUGAGGUGCUUUCACUCCUCGCGACGGAAACCGCAAUGCGGAUCGAUCGGGCUCGGUUCGUUUGGCAUCGCGUACAAUCACGCCGAGUCGGGCGACUGCAUCAUGCACACCUUCACACCCAAGGAGGAAGGCAACGUCAUCUGUUUCCGCAACACGAGCCUUCCGCCUAGUCGUAGCUGCAGCGUAUGGUCUGAGACGAUCGAGUCGAAGCGUCAAAUCAGCAAUCCAGGCACGUGGGAGGCACUGCCCAACGGCUUCCUUGUGGGUGUGCGGAGGGACGCUUAUGACGGCGGAUCGAGCAGCGGCGAGUCAUCCCCGACAACUAGCAGCGGUCUCCGGCGCAGGAUGUACCAGCGGCUGGAGAAGCGAUCGAGCAAAUCGCCGGACAGUUGGGAGGUCUGGAUCGCUUCACAACUGGGACGGGAGGAGAUUUACGAAACAAGGCCGCUUCAUGCCGACUAUGAGAUCGGCUCACAUCUCAUUAUUUCAGAACUUGGUCCGAUGGUCAAGGUCGGCACGGCGUCGGCCGCAAUUGGUUUCGGCAAUGUCAUCAAGCUCAUCACGGUUGGGCAUCAGCAUUUCGAGGACCUGGCCGAAAAUGAAAACGGGGAGGCUCUGCACAUUGGCAGUCGACGACGUAAACCGGCAGCGGUUACGCAUGCUCGUAUGGAUAUCCAGUCAUGGAUUUGAAUGGGGGGUUUUUUUUUUUUUAAAGCGGUAGUCGAACUUUUGGGACAGAUGGUUCCAUCGACCGGAAGGCACACUUUUCUUCUUUUUCAUAUACCCAGGAUCAACAAGGGAGUUGGGCAUUUUUAUUUGAUAUUUACCUUUCAGAAAUUGUCUAAAUUUCACUCCGCCAUCUGAACCGGAAGGGGGGGUUUAAUUGAACGAUUCCCCGUUUCAUUCAUUGCUUGGAUGCCUAUCGAGACGUCAGAUGUCAAUUUGGUCAACUUUUCAAACGGUAACGCAACAAACUCGUCGAUUUGAAGGAAGGAGAACUAGCAAGUGAACCAUACAGUUUUGUUUUUUUGUGUUUUUCUUUUGUCUACAAGGCAUGACCUGCAACACUAACCCUCUUAACAGUGCACCUCUAUCUAGCCCGUUUUACAUUCUGAUGUCCCAAUUCGGUAAAGAAUGCCCAACAGCGUGGAGAAUCUGGCCGGCAGACCUCACUUCAACCGUGCUCAGCAAGAGCCUCCUCUACAACCAUGAAUAGCUAUCGCUCAGGGGUGGCUCAAUGUACAGGCAACAGCUAUUUGAACCUUUAGUAAAGGCUAUCUAAACCCUCGCGGCCGCGUGCCGCUUGCAGAGACGUGAUGCACUAGCAGUAUUAUAAGAAGCACUGAAAACAAGCGCGACGGCGCCCCAAAACACCCAAGAACAGCCUUCCGCCCAACUAACCUUCUCAUCGUUGAACUGAACAACGUUGGCGAGGUCGAUCUUGUCGAUUUGUAUACCCGCCAGCGAAGUCUCCGGGAACGAGUUAAGGAAGAGGACGUCGUCAAACAGGGGGAUGAAAUAACGAAUUCGCAAGCCCGCAAAGGGGUUUUUGAGGCUGGUGAGGGAUUGCAUUUGCUCCCCUUGCUUCACGACGUCUCGCGCGUGGUCGUAUUGGCGCUUGCAGACCUCGACGACCGCAGCCUCGAGAGCUUCUCCAGACAAGCCUUGCGAGCACUCGAGUCGGCGCGAAAUGGUAUUGACCAGCACCGCCGCCGACUCUAUCGCGCCAUUUCCGCCCUGGGCCAUAAUGGGAUGUACCUGGCAGCCACGGUUAGCUGGCCGCGGCCAAGCCUGCGCAUUGUUGUCUCUCCACCACUGGUGGUUUUACCUGCUUUGUGGGCAGAGUCCCCAAUGGUGAAGAUCCUUCGGAAAUGCCAUAGUGAAAAGACGUGCUCCUGCAGGGGCACCAGCGUGGCGAUGUAGCGGUUGGCGUCAAGGCCCCAGAAGGUCGCCGUCUCGGUUAUGUUGUCAUCAAGGUACUGGCCAGCGAAGUUGGCAUUAUCCUCGGCCGUGUACCUAGGUAUGUUGGCGCCGUUCGCAGUCGGCGCGGGGCUGAAGAAAAACCAGUACACCCGGUCUCCCGGCGCCGAACCGACCAGGUAGCCCCAGCUCUUGUAGAAAAAAAUGUCCUGCGUGUGGUGAGGGAACGUCGCCGGCCGCGAGGAGAUGCCGAAGAUGCACUAAGUGUUGGCUUUGAGCUCUGGGAGAAUUUGGCCGUUAGCCGGGAAGGGGUUCCAACCUCUUCUGCCAACAAGGGGAAGGGGCUGGACACUGAGCACUUGACUCUUCGUCUGGAGAAAACAUGCCGGGGCUCGUCUUGUCGGCGAGCCGCCACAUCUCCUUCCGAAUGGUGCUGUAAACCUGUCGGCGCCGAUCAAAAAGUCGCCGGCGUAGGUGCCGCCGUCUUGUGUUUGGACCUGCACACCGACGGCGGUGGCUUCGACGCCCGUGACGCGUUUGCCGGCAGGGAUCUUGUCCUUGUCCUUGAUGCUAUUGUGCAGAACCUGGAGAAGGAAUUGCCGAUCUACGAAGAUGCGCGGGUAGCCGGUCCUGUAAAUUCAGUGGGCUUAGCAUCGGAAACGUCGUUUCGUCCAUCGGGAGGAGGAGAGAGGUUCGCAUCAUCCCAGCGGGGGUUUGCAUACUUCUCCUCCAACCGUUCCGAGAGGCUAGUGGACUGUUUCUUUAUGAGAGGACGGCCGUCGGCACCUCGCAAGUUUGUGUGGUUGUAAAGGUCAACCGCAUUGUCCCGGAUGGUUUCGUAGCAGCCGAUCUGGUCGAGGAUGCGCAAGCCGUUGGGGAGCAGGCCGAUGCUGGCACUGGGCUGGGGCGCGAUGGUUUCGUGCGCCUUGAGAAGCAUGUAGUCAAUGCCGAGCUGCUCCAACAUAUUGGCCGGAGACAGCCCUGUCACGCUGUCUUCCACGAUGAUGGCUCCGGGUCCCAUGUUUGAUGUGAUAUUGACGGGGUCUCGGAAACGUGUAGGGAUCGAUAGAAGAGGAUGGAGGACAUGAAGACGCUUGACUUUGGCUCAGAGGGCUGUUACUGUGUCCUUCUCCUAAGCGAGGACGCCUGCCUUCAAGUAUGCUGUUCGCGCCAACCUAUCCAUACAUCCCUCUAUGCCAGCCGCUUAGCAACCAAAACGGCGUUAGGCUGGGCUUGCUUGCAACGAGGAAGUGAGCCUUACCCUCACCGGCUCGUCGCCUAGGUCAACGCUUUGCAUGCUGCGCGUCGACCAUGAUCGACCAUCAAUGGAUCAUCGGGGGCCAACGUAGUAAUGACCGAAGAGGCUGUGUAUCUAAGCGUCAGAGGGAUCAUGCCAGAGGCCGAGAUGCCAUUCGGGAACGAGCUACCAGGACUGGCCCGUCUUCAGAGGUAUCGUCAGGUUUCAGGCGCAAUGCAACCUCCCACCGGCUUCUACUUUCGGCUCCCCACGACGAUGAGCUCUCCUCAUCCCUGUUCCCGCCUCUCUCCAACUCGGGCCGCUCGCUGACGAACGCCGCCUCUGCCCACCUCAGCUUUCGCACCCUUAGGUUCUUCCUACCGUAUGCUCGAAACGGCGAACCAAUCGACAUUUGAUCUGGCCACGGUGCCACAAAUCGAAACAUUGACCGGGUGGAGACGAGUAUCAUUGUCAUGGCAAACGAUUCCACUUUUGUCGUGUGUCGACGAGAUACGUUGUAUGUAUUCACACGUUAUUUACUUAUACAUUGUGAUAUAUCGGGGGCAAAAACUUCGAACUACAUGUAAAGUGUCUAGGGUAUCUAGGCACACUAAGGUACAGCUGUAGGUAGAAUAA
This is a messenger RNA of Colletotrichum destructivum, 9853 nucleotides long. RefSeq names its product Putative sterol regulatory element-binding protein cleavage-activating protein. The transcript has 2 exons. Gene Ontology annotation, cellular component: SREBP-SCAP complex; Golgi membrane; endoplasmic reticulum membrane. The record is from RefSeq and is a predicted model, not a curated record. Gene Ontology annotation, molecular function: protein binding; sterol binding. Lineage: Eukaryota; Fungi; Ascomycota; Sordariomycetes; Glomerellales; Glomerellaceae. Bases 3370 to 6750 code for a protein of 1126 amino acids. Gene Ontology annotation, biological process: regulation of cholesterol biosynthetic process; SREBP signaling pathway.